UCUAUGUACCAACCGCUCUCCGCAGAGCCGCACGAACCCACGGCCGAGGACAUUGAGCUCGGCAUUGGCACCGAGCCCGAGUCGGCUGCCCUCGACGAGAGCGGCGACGACGACGGUGAUGAUGAUGGCCACAAUGUGGUGGAAGGAGGUGAUGGAGCUGGAGGUGCUGGAGGCGAUGAUGACGCGCCGCCGGGUAUUCAAGCGGAGGUCGGUCUGUUGGUGCCGCCCGCCAGGAUGAGGAGAUGGCCAUGCGGGUGCCGGCGGCGGUCUCGGUGGCGCAGUACGUGCCGACAGGCGUGCCGUACAUCGAGUACAUCUCGGCGAGGGAGUACGAGCUCGAUCUCCGCAAGUGGCUCCAUAUCGCGUGGGAGGUGUAUCGUGCCAACUGGCUCAACCUCACCGGCGUGCUCGUUGUCCUCCUCUUUGUCGUUGCCAUCUCGCGCGUCUUUGGCGCAUUCGUCUUCUGGUACAUGACCAACGGUUUCAUGGUCAUGAUCCUCAACUCGAUCCGUGACGGCGAGCUCGCCAUCCGAGAGACUCGCUUCGGCGACGUCUUUACCGCUUGGUCCUACUUCUUCCCGCUCCUUGCCAUCACCGCAGGCCUGUUCGGCGUCGCCCUCAUCACCUUUUCGCCCACCAUCUACCUGCUGGAGGAGACCUCGCUCUCUUGGUUCUGGGACUUUGCCAUCUUCUCGCUCUGCACUCUGGUCUUCUUUUCGCUCCUUGCCUUUGUUGUCUUUGCCCCGCUCAUUCUCAUGGAGCACUACCGCGACGGCCGCGAGGGCGCCGCUCCGCUCACCCGCGCCGCCGCCCGCGCCGCCAACGAGCCGUCCGAGCUCUCAUCAAACUGCGGCUUUGGCGUCAUAUCGGCUCUCCGCUGCUCCAUCAUGCAGACUCGCCGCCAGUUCAUGCCCGUCCUCACCGGCCUCAUGGCCUGCUUCUCCGUCGCUUUCUCCGGCCUCUUUUUCCUUGGCAUCGGCGUCCUCAUCACCUUCCCCAUCGGCGCCGUCAUGUUUGUCAUCAUGUUCCGCGAGAUUUUUGGCGUUCGCGAGACUGAUGUUCGCCCUGGUAACUGCCUCUUCUGUGGCUGCAAGUAAUCGUAAACUCAAGCCUCUUUCUC
Messenger RNA from Thecamonas trahens ATCC 50062, 1120 nucleotides. RefSeq lists its product as uncharacterized. Lineage: Eukaryota; Apusomonadida; Apusomonadidae. The transcript has a single exon. Bases 243 to 1097 code for a protein of 284 amino acids. The record is from RefSeq and is a predicted model, not a curated record.